This is a messenger RNA of Molossus molossus (Pallas's mastiff bat), 1719 nucleotides long. RefSeq names its product ubiquitin domain containing 1 (gene UBTD1). Lineage: Eukaryota; Metazoa; Chordata; Mammalia; Chiroptera; Molossidae. The transcript is spliced from 3 exons. Bases 354 to 1037 code for a protein of 227 amino acids. The record is from RefSeq and is a predicted model, not a curated record. Gene Ontology annotation, molecular function: protein binding.
GGCCGGCCCCAGCUGGGAGUCCUGAGAGAGCGGGGUGUAGCUGCGGCGGUGCCCGCCCCCUCUCUCCGCCACUCCAGCGGAGCUGAUCUCGGGCCGGGCACCGUCGCGGGCCCCCCUGGCCCGGCCACCUGGGACUGUGCUGGGGAGUCGGCCACCUCCCCCUCUCCCCUCGUCCGCAAAGUUUGUGGCGAAGCCGGCGCUGGAGCAGAGCGAGCCCCCGGGGGGAGAUCGGGGAGCGCCCGAUGACGGGCGACAGGAGCCGUUGACCCCGGACACCGCUGUCCGGGGCAGGAGCGCGGAGCAGUUGACCAGCCCGCCGCCUCCGGUGCAUGGGGCCCGGCUGAGGAGCCAGCAUGGGCAACUGCGUGGGGAGACAGCGCGGAGAGAGGCCGGCCGCCCCGGGACACCCCCGCAAGCGAGCAGGACGCAACGAGCCCCUGAAGAAGGAGCGGCUGAAGUGGAAGAGUGACUACCCCAUGACAGAUGGGCAGCUGCGGAGCAAGCGGGAUGAGUUCUGGGACACAGCACCUGCCUUCGAGGGCCGUAAGGAGAUCUGGGACGCCCUCAAGGCUGCCGCCUACGCGGCUGAGGCCAAUGACCAUGAACUGGCUCAGGCCAUCCUGGAUGGAGCCAGUAUAACCCUGCCACAUGGCACCCUCUGUGAAUGCUAUGACGAGCUGGGUAAUCGCUACCAGCUGCCCAUCUACUGCCUGUCACCGCCCGUGAACCUGCUGCUGGAACACACUGAGGAGGAGAGCGUGGAGCCCCCAGAGCCCACACCCAGCGUGCGCCGUGAGUUCCCACUGAAGGUGCGCCUCUCCACAGGCAAGGACGUGAGGCUUAGUGCCAGCCUGCCCGACACGGUGGGGCAGCUCAAGAGGCAGCUGCACGCCCAGGAGGGCAUCGAGCCGUCCUGGCAGCGAUGGUUCUUCUCUGGGAAGCUGCUCACAGACCGCACACGGCUCCAGGAAACCAAGAUCCAGAAAGAUUUUGUCAUCCAGGUCAUCAUUAACCAGCCCCCACCGCCCCAGGACUGAGAGCCUAAGGACCCCUGGGAAGAGAGGCCAGGGAGGGCCUCUGUGGGGCUGGAGCACCAGGCCCCUCCCCUGCUGCUGCCUUGGAGUGCUGAUAUUUUCUUCAGGGCACCUCCCCGCUGUGUGGCUGCUGGGCAAGCUGCAAGGGACCCUGUCUUCCAGGGCCACCAUGGGCCACCAGUGCCUGACAGCCAGGAAGCAGUGCUGCCACACAGGCCUUGCCAACCUCGCAGAGAAGAGGAAAACGGGGCCUCCACCCUGCCUCUCCCACAGCAGGCUCACCAUGAGGGCCAGCCCGGGGGCCCCUGAAGCCCAGAUCUGUCCUCUGGUGCUGCCAGCUGUGCUCACUCCGGUUUCUGCUCAGGGUCUGAAGCAGCUGCUGUGUCCCUCCCCUGCCCCUGACUCUGCCCUGGGCACAGUGCCAGUGUCCUGGAGGGGAGGGGACCGUUCUUGAGCCCCAGGGGCAGGGAGCCUGAAGCCAGCCUCUGCCUCUCCCUGCCCCCAGCACAAUUGGCGGAGAUGAAGCAGGUGGCCGGACAGCUGGGCUGCUGUGGCAGGGGUCUGCCCAGGGCCAUCUCCUGGCUGUAACCCACGCAGUGGGGUGUCUGCAGCCAGUCAUGGUCCCACAGCAGGUCCCUGUGUACAGAGAUAUCUGCAUAUUUAUCAAUAAAGCCUUUUGCUCCUU